Chionomys nivalis (European snow vole) is the source of this 2282-nucleotide messenger RNA. RefSeq names its product acyl-coenzyme A thioesterase 1-like. The coding region runs from base 215 to 1570 and encodes 451 amino acids. The record is from RefSeq and is a predicted model, not a curated record. Lineage: Eukaryota; Metazoa; Chordata; Mammalia; Rodentia; Cricetidae. The transcript is spliced from 3 exons. Gene Ontology annotation, biological process: acyl-CoA metabolic process; fatty acid metabolic process. Gene Ontology annotation, molecular function: fatty acyl-CoA hydrolase activity.
UACUAGGGAGGGGGUUCCGGAUAUAACGAAGUCUUAAGCACAGACGCCUUAGUCAAAGUCUGUCUCUACUUUGUUGCUUUGUUGGCUCUGAGCUUUCCAACUCCCCGAGCCCCACAGCUCAGCCCAGUGGACGCUUACACUGCAGGCAGGGAGCCGGCCGCUAGAGGAUCUCUAACUCACCCCAAGAAACUGAGGGCUGAAGUGAAGAAGCAAAAUGGUGGCCUCGCUUCUCGCUGUCCUGCGAACAAGCAGGUUGUGUCAAUGGGGCUGCAAGAGCAGGGCGCAGCUGUUAGGACCCCUGCCGUUUGGUCCCGGUGGCUGGAGCACUUGGGCCCCUGAGCGGACAAACGCGACGUUGAGCCUGGAGCCCGCGGGCCGCAGCUGCUGGGACGAGCCGCUGAGCAUCGCCGUGCGCGGCCUGGCCCCCGAGCAGCCCGUCACGCUGCGCGCCGCCCUGCGCGACGAGAAAGGCGCGCUCUUCCGCUCCCACGCGCGCUACCGCGCCGAUCCCCACGGCGAGCUGAACCUGGCGCGCGCGCCCGCGCUGGGCGGCAGCUUCGCGGGGCUCGAGCCCAUGGGGCUGCUCUGGGCCAUGGAGCCCGAUCGGCCGCUCUGGCGCCUGAUCAAGCGCGACGUGCAGACGCCCUUCGUGGUGGAGCUGGAGGUGCUGGACGGCCACGAGCCCGACGGCGGGCGGCUGCUGGCGCGGGCGGCGCACGAGCGUCACUUCAUGGCUCCCGGGGUGCGGCGCGUGCCCGUGCGCGAGGGCCGUGUGCGCGCCACGCUCUUCCUGCCUCCAGAACCUGGGCCGUAUCCUGGGAUCGUGGACCUUUUUGGAGUUGGAGGUGGCCUUCUGGAGUAUCGAGCAAGUCUGCUGGCUGGGAAGGGCUUUGCUGUUUUGGCUCUGGCUUAUUAUAAGUACGAUGACCUCCCUAAGGGCUUGGAAACCAUGCGUAUAGAGUACUUUGAAGAAGCCGUGAACUACCUGCUCAGUCACCCUGAGGUAAAAGGUCCAGGAAUUGGGAUUCUUGGGAUUUCCAAAGGGGGUGAACUUGGCCUUGCUAUGGCCUCCUUCCUGAAGGGCAUCAAGGCUGCUGUCUUCAUUAAUGGCUCUGUGGCCGCUGUUGGGAACACCAUAAACUACAAAGAUGAGACUAUUCCUCCAUUGUCUCUUCUGAGAGAUCGAAUCAAAGUGUCCAAAGAUGGCCUCUUGGAUGUUGUGGAAGGGCUUCAAAGCCCUUUGGUAGAGACGAAGAGCUUCAUCCCUGUGGAAAGGUCUGACGCCACCUUCCUGUUCCUUGUGGGUCAGGAUGACCGCAACUGGAAGAGCGAGUUCUAUGCCAAUGAGAUCUCCAAACGCUUACAGGCCCAUGGGAAGGAGAAGCCCCAGAUCAUCUUAUACCCAGAAGCGGGGCACUAUAUUGAGCCCCCCUACUUCCCCCUGUGCAAGGCUGGCAUGCACGUCCUGGUGGGUACUAAUAUCACCUUUGGUGGGGAGUCUAAGCCUCAUGCCAUGGCCCAGGUCGAUGCGUGGCAGCAACUCCAGACUUUCUUCCACAAACACCUGUAAGUAAGAAUUAGGGCGUGACUCCUCAAAUAUUACCCAUUAUCUUAUGGUUUUGGAGAAAGUCUUACAUAUACUAUCAGAGUAUCCAUUAGCUAGUUCAUCUGGACACAUUCUAAUUCCUUAAAGUUUUUUCUUUCUUUCCUUUUUUGCUUUUUUUUUUUUUUUUUUUGAGACAGGGUUUGUCUGUUUAGCCCUAGUUGACCUGGAACUCGCUUUAUAGAUCAGGCUGGCCUUGAACUUCUGUAGAUCCAUCUGCUUCUGCCUCCCGAGUGCUGGAACUAAAGACUUGAACUAUUAUGCCCAGCAUAAGUUUUUUCUUUAUGUAAUACAUAAGUGCCUCUGAAGGACUGCAGAUAUAGCAGAAUGGGGAUGCACUCAUCUUUCUGGGAUAGUGAAUAGUGUCCUGAGUUCUUGCCUCGGUGCCAUAAGACGACAAAGAAAUUAAAACUUUCUUAUAAAAGUCGUGCCUGAUGAGCUGGGGAGAUGGCUUAGUGGGCAAGGGUGCUUGCUGCUAAGCUGACAACCCAGGACCCUCAUGGGAGGUGAGAACCAACAAGUUAUCUACACACACACAUGUGCACACACAAUCGAGCAUGACCGUAAAUAAAAUGUAAGCUACAAAUCGUGCCUAUCCAAAAAGUUCUUUUAUAUUAUAAAUUAAAAGGGAACCUUAAGUAUUAAAAUUCUUAUUAAAAUAAAAAUUAGAUUUUUAUAG